AUGAAGACCACCAUCAUUAUCACCUCCCUGGCAACAAUCGCCCAACUUGUUGCUGCGAACGGAUCACUCAGGACAUGCACUGGUAACGAUUGUAGCACGAACUGUGCUAUUUCCACUGUCACGCCGCCUGCUAACGGGAGCGGUGGUUGCGUCGCGAUUCCCAACACCAAGAGCGUGCAAAGUGUCGCCAGAGACUCUGGUUUCAUCUUCACGGUCUACACUGACAGCAACUGCAACUCGGGAGCCACAGCUGUCAGAAGUGGCUGCGUCCGAGGAAACUGGGCUGCGUACUCAUAUGACAGGGGCUCCUAA
Molecule: messenger RNA, 312 nt
Organism: Neoarthrinium moseri
Lineage: Eukaryota; Fungi; Ascomycota; Sordariomycetes; Amphisphaeriales; Apiosporaceae
Exons: 2
Coding region: 1-312 (103 amino acids)
Source: RefSeq, a predicted model, not a curated record